AUGUCGCCCUUUGAAUCUUCUCUUCUGGCCAGCUGGUACAAUGCUCUGAUAUUAGCACCAGAAGACUCCAAGACAGAUCCUAUGGAUCUCUGGAGGAACGUCAAGAUCCCUUUUCUCUCCCGUGAUUCCGACACUGGGACUGAUAUUGAGGGCUGGAUCGAGGUGGAUUCGAAUUCAGACCUUGACUCAUUCUCCUCACUCGCUGGCAUUGCACUCACAAACGUGCCGACCGGCAACACAACUUUAUCUAUUGAGUCAAGCUACCUUGACCUCAACUGUUCAAUAACUCAGAAAGAUAGCUAUUAUGAGGAAGAGCUUGGUCUAACAAACCAUUCUUGGACGAUCAAAAGCGCGGUCGCACCACAGAGAACAACGGGGAAGAAUGGCACAUGGCAUGGCUACCCAAUGGACAGGGGUGAGGACGAUUUGAGGCCGAUAACCUGGAGAAUGGCCAUUGACCGAUUUGUUGAUGUCUACUGGCUCAACAACAUCACGGAUAGGAAAGAGCUCUGGGAUCUCGGUUUCACGCCAGCCAUCUUUGAACAACAGAAGGGAAUUGAGGUCAAGCCGACCAAGAUACUUUUCCAAGCGAAGUUCUCAUUGAAUGCUUACGCACGCAGACUUGGCGUCCAUGCCCUUUGCCAGGCACAUCAGGAGUACGUCGAGUCCCGUGUUGAGUGUUCGCGCCGGAGCAGUUCAGCGAGAUAUGAAUGCUCCGUCGUCGCGCAGCGCCCUUCACGACGCACCCACGCAAACCCUGAAAUCCUGCACUUUUCAUUCCCCGACGUCUUUGGUUGGAUUUCUCAGGAUAUGCCUCUAGUGAGCAACAUUCUACAGGGCGGCGGCUCGUUUCCUGAUCUGUCGCUCCGGUAUCUGCUCAAUCCGAAACUAAACGAUUUACUCGGGACGAAUCACACAGAAACCUUUGCAAACAUGAAAGGCCAAGUUUUCAGCCGCAGAUUCUCCCAGAUAAUCAACACAUACUUUCUUUUGAGUCAGCAGUUCCUCAAAAAAUCAGCAAGCGACACCACAGAUGACGGCUACUACGAGCACAACGUCUCUACCCCGGUCGAGGUCAGCAGUUCACUUGUCAUGAAAUAUGAUGUUGUGAUGGGAUGGAUGGCGCUAUUUUUUGUGUCAUGUAUUGUGCUGCUUCUAUCUGGUGUCUCGGGUGUGGUGUUUACACACAUGGCUGAUGGACCGGAGAUUCUUGGCUAUGCUUCCACAGUUGUUCGAGACUCAAAGUUCAUUGACAUAUCAAAUGGGGCCAACUCUGGGGCAAUAAGUGCGGCUGAAAUCACACUUGCGAUGAAGAAUGAGCGGGUGCGCUACGGUUUCAUGGAUUCGACACCUGAAGGGAAGCCAUUGUUGGGAGUUGGACGAGAGGGAGAGACACGGCCUAUUAAAGACUAUCUAACUUGA
Messenger RNA from Fusarium keratoplasticum, 1422 nucleotides. RefSeq lists its product as uncharacterized. The record is from RefSeq and is a predicted model, not a curated record. Bases 1 to 1422 code for a protein of 473 amino acids. Lineage: Eukaryota; Fungi; Ascomycota; Sordariomycetes; Hypocreales; Nectriaceae. The transcript has a single exon.